AUGUUUGCCAAGUUGAAGGGCCUCUUGAGUGGCCCCCAGGUGCCAGCAGCUUCAGGAACCACCGGAGCGGCCCCUGGCCCAGCUCCGGCUCUAGCUCCAGCUCCGGCUCCAGCUCCAGCUCCAGCUCCGGCUCCGGCUCCAGCUCCAGCCGAGGAUUGUUCCCCUUUCCCAGACUCAGCUCCAGCCCCAGCUCCAGCUCCAGCCCCAGCUCCAGCUCCAGCUCCAACACCAGCCCCGGCCCCCACAGCGGCUCCAGCUAACCCCGAUCAAGCUGGACCUGAGGGACAAGAGGCAGCCCCUCCUCCACCUCCACCCAUCGUCAUCAACAAGUACUCAGACGAGCAACUCAGAUCCAUCAUCAAACGGAUGAGAGAGAGACUGCAGCUCUACGAGGAGAAAGUGGCUGAUAAGUAUGCUUCAUCCCCAGAGAUCAGCCCUCCUGUCACACCUCUGCUACGCAAAGACCACUACACAAAAGUCAUAGAGGAGAGGAAAAGGCAAGCAGAGGAGGAGCGGAUAAAGAAAGAGGAGGCUGAGAAGAAGAAGAAAGAGGAGCAGGAGAAGAAAAAGAAGGAGGACGAGCAGAAGAAGAAAGAGGAGGAGGAGAAGAAGAAGGCAGAGAAUAAAGAUGAGAAAAAGGAGGACAAGAAGGACAUUAAGGCCCAGCUUAUAGAAGCCGCUUGGAUUUCAGUGGACAUGGUCCUGAAGCCAAUCGAGGACCAGAUGGAUCAUGUGCUGGGGAAGACCAUCGACCCUUUUACAGACCGUCGCUACAUUGCCUGGCUGAGCUUGGUGACUCUGGCCUUCAACUACAACACCUGGUUCAUCACCGCCCGCCUUUGUUUCCCGUACCACACUGACAACGCCAUCCCUUAUUGGUUCGCUCUGGACUUGCUGGCCGACCUAAUCUACAUCACAGACUUCAUCAUCUUCCAGCCCCGCAAACAGUUCGUCAAAGGAGGAGACAUCAUAAAAGACAGAGUGAUGACAAAGAAGAACUACAGAGAAUCAGAGAGAUUCAUGAUGGACAUGUUGUCCUUCAUGCCGUUCGACUUGCUGUACUUCCAGUUCGGAUUCAAAUCCAUUUUCAGAGCCAAUCGUCUGCUGAAGGCAGAAACAUUUUUCGAGUUCAGCGAUCGCCUGGAGAGCAUCAUGGCCAAGGCUUACAUCUGGAGAGUAAUUCGAACCAUCGGCUAUCUUCUCUUCAUGCUCCACAUCAACGCCUGCUUUUACUAUGUGGCGUCGGACUACCAGGGCAUUGGGAAAACGAAAUGGGUCUACUCCGGUAUUGGCAGCCCGUACCUGCGUUGUUACUACUUUGCUGUCCGCAGUCUGAUCAACAUCGGGGGUCUUAACGAACCCCAUACCGUCUUUGAGAUUACCUUUCAGAUGACUAACUUUUUCACGGGCGUCUUUGUGUUCUCCAGUUUGAUUGGACAGAUGAGGGAUGUCAUUGGUGCAGCCACAGCAGGACAAACCUACUUUCGAUCCUCCAUGGACAACACCGUGGCCUACAUGGUGACCAACCGCAUCCCCUCUAUGGUGCAGAACCGAGUCCGCACCUGGUACACCUACACUUGGGAUGCUCAGGGCAUGCUGGAUGAGUCAGAGCUGCUGGAUAAGAUGCCUCUGGUGAUGAGAACUGCCAUCGCUGUUGACAUCAACCUGGCAACCUUUCAGAAGAUUGAUCUUUUCAAGGGCUGUGACCAGCAGAUGUUGGUGGACAUGUUACUAAGGCUCAAGUCUAUCAUCUAUCUACCUGGAGACUUUGUCGUGAAGAAAGGCGACAUCGGUAAAGAGAUGUACAUCAUUAAAAGCGGAGCGGUGCAGGUGGUGGGAGGCCCUGACAACAGCAUUGUGUUUGUCACACUGAAGGCUGGCUGCGUGUUCGGAGAAAUCAGUCUCUUGCAGUCAUCCAAAGAUGGAGGGAACAGGCGGACGGCUAAUGUCAAGGCUUACGGCUUCGCUAACCUCUUUGUCCUGGAGAAGAAGGACCUGUUCGACAUCCUGGUGCACUACCCGGAGUCUCAGAAAGUGUUGGCCAGGAAGGGCAGGAAGCUCAUGAAGGCGAAGGGUCCAGCAGCAGCUAAAGCAGAAGAGGAGAAGAAGAAGGGGCUGGCGCUGUUCGGACCCAAACCGCCCACACCCAAAAUGCUGCGCGCUCUUGGCGGAACCAUCAACAGAACAAUUAUUGAUAAAAUGAAGGCUAAUGCUGGAGGCCAGUGA
This is a messenger RNA of Chelmon rostratus (copperband butterflyfish), 2226 nucleotides long. RefSeq names its product cyclic nucleotide-gated cation channel beta-3 (gene cngb3.2). The record is from RefSeq and is a predicted model, not a curated record. The transcript is spliced from 16 exons. NCBI's taxonomy places the organism in Eukaryota, Metazoa, Chordata, Actinopteri, Chaetodontiformes, Chaetodontidae. Bases 1 to 2226 code for a protein of 741 amino acids. Gene Ontology annotation, cellular component: photoreceptor outer segment; plasma membrane; intracellular cyclic nucleotide activated cation channel complex. Gene Ontology annotation, molecular function: intracellularly cAMP-activated cation channel activity; intracellularly cGMP-activated cation channel activity; protein-containing complex binding. Gene Ontology annotation, biological process: monoatomic cation transmembrane transport.